This is a messenger RNA of Daucus carota subsp. sativus, 1658 nucleotides long. RefSeq names its product RNA-directed DNA methylation 4. The transcript has 13 exons. The record is from RefSeq and is a predicted model, not a curated record. Lineage: Eukaryota; Viridiplantae; Streptophyta; Magnoliopsida; Apiales; Apiaceae. The coding region runs from base 385 to 1470 and encodes 361 amino acids.
AGUUGAUAGAAGUAUGCAGGGGUGUGGGUUUUGUAUAGGCUGUUAUUCUGCGUCUGUGUGUUUUGAGUUGACCAAGAUGUGCAUAUAGAGGAUGUCCAGAAGUAGUUGAAUAGUAUCGUGGAGCGAGGAUGGAACAAACCAAUAAAGCGAAGCUAUGCUAUGGAUAGUCUGUUAAGUUCUGUCAGAAACUAAGCAGAAGGGAACAAUUGUCAGUAGAUAAUAUUAUUAGAAAUCUGAGAAGCAGGAGUUAAGACAACUAGGAAUUAAGAUGAUUCGCUUGUUAAGCUGCGCGUAAGAAUCUUUCUAGGCAGGAUUGCAAGGGACCAAGUUUCAGCUUGAUAAUCAGCUGAAAAACAAGUAAAAUUAUUGUCUCCGCCGUUGACGAUGGCUGAUGUUGCCGGAAGUUCUUCAGCUCCGGCGAAGAAUGACAAGCCAGUUUUUGUGAGGGUUAAGCGCAAGGCGUUUCAGUCACCACUCGAUGCUUUUUGGCUUGAAAUUAAUGACAGACCCAUGAAACGCCCGUUGAUUGAUUUUGAGAAGCUGUCUUUGUCUCAGUCAUCCACAAAAGUAGCAGAGGUGAAGACCAAGAAGAUCUUUGUACAGCAUAUUGAAACACUUAGCGAUUCUGAGGUGAAGGUUGAUGUGCUGCGGUCAUUUGUGCCUGACGCAUUGAACAUUGCGGACUCUGUUAAUAACAGUGAAGAAAAGAGACGCACAUUCAAAACAGAGAAUAAACAUGAGCAGCUACUUGGAAAAGCUAAGAAGGAGCAUGAGAUUUUCUCAAAAAGUGCUCGUUUUGAGCAAGUCUGGAGAAAACGAAAAGGGACAAAAGAGGCAAAUCAUGAUGAAGCACUUGAGGAGAUGUGUCAUCUGUAUGAUGUUGUACGUGUUGAUGUUCCAGAAACAACUCAUGAAGAGAAAGAGUACAGAAAUGCAGAAAUGGAAGAUGAGGAUUAUAUGACGUUGUCCUCUUUUCUGCCCCUGUUAAGAGAGUGCAUCCCUGAUGCUGCUGCAGAACUUGAAUCUGAGAUCGAUAAUCACAUUUUCAAAUCGGCAGGUAAAGAUGACUAUGUAUAUGAUUUGUAUGCUGUGAAGGACGAUACAAGUAUGAUGUUGGAAGAUGCCUUAAAUCCAUUUCCUUUGGUACAAGUGGAUGAUAACAAUGAUGAUUUUUAUGAUGGCCCUGAUGACAUAGAAAACGAAAGUGAUGAUUCAAAUGCGGAAGAUAAUGCCAGAACCGACUACCCGGAUGAGGAGACAUCCAGCAAUGAGGAAACUCAAAGCGAAAAUUCUGAUGACAUAUCAGAGGAUGAUGAAAAGUCUGUUAGCGAUGAUGAAGCUUUGCAACCUGAAAAAUCAGACAAAGAUGUUUUCUUUGAAGAAGGAUCAGGACAAGAGGAUUGCUUCGAGUAUGACAGCUAUGAUGAUGAUGGUGAUUACAACUAUCACGAGGAUGAUGAGUUUAAGUAGCUCUGGGCUUGUGCUUGCUGAACAUAGUAUGUGGAGUAUUAUGAAAAUAUCUAACUCUUUUAUGUAAUUAGGUUAAGUAGCCUUGACUUUCCUAAAACUUGUUAUCAGACAUAAUAUUAUAUCGUUAUGCUUGUGAGGAGUUCCACUUUAAAUUUUCCAGAAUUUAUAUAUCUUUCUGUUAUUAUUUA